AUCCCCUGCUUCCGUGACACGACGACAAGCGAAACAGAGCACCCCACUACCCAAGAGAGAACCCAGACACGCCUCCGGCCACCAGCCGAUCGCGACGAUGCUGCGCGCGGCGGGGAAGAGGCUGAUCGGCGCAGCGGGGAUCCGCACAGCGGCCGCCGGAGACUCCCCCGGCGCGGCGCUGGGGGCGGUGGCGGCGAGGAGGGGGUACCACGAGCGGGUGGUGGACCACUACAGCAACCCGCGCAACGUGGGGGCGUUCGACAAGGACGACGCCGACGUCGGCACGGGGCUCGUCGGCGCGCCCGCCUGCGGGGACGUCAUGAAGAUGCAGAUCCGCGUGGACCAGGCCUCCGGCAGGAUCGUCGACGCCUGCUUCAAGACCUUCGGCUGCGGCUCCGCCAUCGCAUCCUCCUCCGUCGCCACUGAGUGGGUGAAGGGAAAGCAGAUGGAGGAAGUGGUAGCGAUCAAGAACACAGAGAUCGCCAAGCAUCUGUCGCUGCCGCCGGUGAAGCUCCACUGCAGCAUGCUCGCCGAGGACGCCAUCAAGGCCGCAGUCAAGGACUACGAGGCCAAGAAGACGAAGGCGGCUAAGGCAGAGGAGUAGUUCGUCAGUCAGAAGCAUAGGAAGCAACACAUCAUGUACAUAUACUGCAUAAUAAAGAGACGGAGAAAGAGAGGUUGUGCUGAUGGUGUUGUAGUAUUUAACAAAACCGGUGUGAACAAUAAGCAUUGUGUUCUGUGUAGUGUACUGUAUGUUGUAAUCAAUCUCCCGUGUGUUCGCUCCAAGCUACCGGCUUUGGUCGUGCAUGGCACAAGUAAAAAUGCAGAAAAUUCAGAGGAA
Triticum dicoccoides is the source of this 841-nucleotide messenger RNA. Its product is annotated as iron-sulfur cluster assembly protein 1-like. The transcript is spliced from 3 exons. Lineage: Eukaryota; Viridiplantae; Streptophyta; Magnoliopsida; Poales; Poaceae. Gene Ontology annotation, molecular function: iron-sulfur cluster binding; iron ion binding. Gene Ontology annotation, biological process: iron-sulfur cluster assembly. The coding region runs from base 98 to 604 and encodes 168 amino acids. The record is from RefSeq and is a predicted model, not a curated record.